Molecule: messenger RNA, 2221 nt
Organism: Salarias fasciatus (jewelled blenny)
Lineage: Eukaryota; Metazoa; Chordata; Actinopteri; Blenniiformes; Blenniidae
Gene: tfb2m
Product: transcription factor B2, mitochondrial
Exons: 10
Coding region: 216-1577 (453 amino acids)
Biological process (GO): rRNA methylation; transcription initiation at mitochondrial promoter
Cellular component (GO): mitochondrial matrix
Molecular function (GO): rRNA (adenine-N6,N6-)-dimethyltransferase activity; mitochondrial transcription factor activity
Source: RefSeq, a predicted model, not a curated record
UGCGGCAGAGUGGUGAAAACAUGGUGCGGAGGGUAAGCAGGAUGCUCAAUGUCACCGACCCUUAGAGGCCAUCGCACAAGCUUCAGGAAGCGGGAAUACACCCAUGUCUUCCCAUUCGGAAUCCUUACAUAUUCUGCUUUGAGUUUGACCUCUCAAGGAGAGCCCAGUCUCCCUCCCCUCUCCUCAUCCUGUGCUACUACAUCUACUGGUUCACCAUGUCGACUCAGAUUUGCAGAGCAAUGGAGCUCCUUCUUCGCUCUGGUUGCUGUCAGACGAUCAGAAGCCCAUCUUGUUUGCAUAAGGCAGCGCUGGCCCCCGUCUGUCCCUCUGGGCUCUGUGUUCCAGGGGUUACAGUUUUUCACAGAAGGGCUUACAGCCUGGACUCCCUCUCUAUGGGUCCUGGUCGGCCCUCACUGGGUCCAAACACCCAGCAGCCUCGAACAGAGCGGACUUCCCCCUCUUCUGCAUUCACUCACAGAAACCUGUCUGCUGUAGCUGUACAGGGUCAGUGUCGUCCUCUGUGUCGAUUUGAUUUCCUGGAUCUUGGUGAGAUCGAAGAAAAUAUACGUCGUGCUCAGUCCUGCAAAAGAAUGAGACACUUCAUAGUGUCUCCCGGCUUGGCUGAUCUGGUAACACAGCAUCUCGGGCCUGAUCUACAUGAUGCCAAAACUGUUAUCUUUGACUGUAACCCAGGCCCUGGAGUGUUGACCAGAACAUUGCUGAAUGCUGGAGCUCAGAGAGUUGUGGCUCUUGAAGGUGAUAGAGCCUUCCUACAUGAUCUACAGGAGCUGGAAGGUCUCCUUGAUGGUCAACUAGAAGUUGUGCACUGCAACUAUUUUAAAUUAGAUCCCAUUGGCAGUGGUAACCUGAAACCUCCGGUCAUGUUCAGUGACAAAUUGUUCACUGACCUUGGAAUAUCUGAAGCAAGUUGGACUGAUGACGUUCCUGUGAAAGUGGUUGGAAUCCUACCCCAGCGUAAUGAGCGUGGCAUGCUGCUGAAGAUGGUUUAUGCUUUGUUUGAGCGUUUGUCUGUCUACAGAUAUGGAAGAGUAGAGCUCAACCUCUUCAUCAGCGAGAAGGAGUACCUGAAACUGACGGCCCGACCUGGCGACAUGAUGCACUAUCGAGCGUUCAGUGUCCUCUGGCAGAUGGCCUGUGAAAUUAAACUCCUGCAUAAGGAGCCCUGGGAAUCAUUUGUGGCUUCUUCAAGACAGAGUGCGCCUGGCUCCAAGGGCAGGCUUCCGAAUGACCACCUGUGCCUGGUACGCCUUCGUCCACGAGCUGAUCUGUUCUCUGCAGGCCUCACUCCCUCCAACGCUUCAACUCUGCUGAUGAUGGUGAAACAGUGUUUGGCAAAGAGGAAGGUCAAGCUCAUCGAUAGGCUGAACCUUUGGUCUCCUGAUAGUGGGAGUAAGCUGUUGUCACAGAUGGGCUUGGCGGAGGACAUACUGACGGGUCACGUAUAUCCGGAGGAGUAUCUACAGCUCUUCCAACUGAUGGACAAGAGCCAGGAGUUCACACAGAGCUGGCUUUAUGAGGAGAUCCUGGAGAAUACACAGAGGGAGGGUUGGGGAUAAAAGGUCAAAUGUAUAGAUUUACUGAACUCUGCUUCACAAUGUGCACAUAAACAAAUGUAUCAUACACUUAUGCUGUAAGAUAUUAAAUUAUUUAACAUGCAAUGAAACAAUGACAAAUUAAUAUGAACCAUGGUCUGUGUAUUAUAAAUGAAAUUAUAAUAAAUCAUUUUGUUAAAGUAAUUUGUAAGUUUGUCACAACUUUUUGACCUUUGAGUUUGUUGUAGGCCUAUUUUUUGUUAACUGGAGUUUGCAUCACUUACUGACAAACAGUUGGGCAAUGCAAUAUUUUGUUGAUGUGGUUUGAAGAAAAAAAAAAAGGUCAUGUCAUUCAGUCAAACUGAUUCCACCAACGGGUCGGGUCAUCGGUCCAGAGGACUUCAGAGUGGCACUAAAUGUCUGCAGAGCAAGUACAUGGAGAAGAUAAGGAAACACAAAGUGUUCCUUGAGACAUACAAUUUCUAUCAACUUUAUAGUGAAUUGUGUGCCUUUUUGUAAUUUUUUUUUCCCACUUUGACAACUUAUCACUUGUGAUCAUUGUAUGUAGGUUAGGGUUGAAGGUGCUGUAUCUCUUUGUGGUCACUCCAUGCACUCCUGCACUUGACUCUUAAAAAUCCUUUUCAUUUUCUUCAGUGCCAAGCAGCCAA